Scomber japonicus (chub mackerel) is the source of this 1323-nucleotide messenger RNA. RefSeq names its product macrophage receptor with collagenous structure (gene marco). The record is from RefSeq and is a predicted model, not a curated record. Gene Ontology annotation, cellular component: membrane. The transcript is spliced from 14 exons. The coding region runs from base 304 to 1323 and encodes 339 amino acids. NCBI's taxonomy places the organism in Eukaryota, Metazoa, Chordata, Actinopteri, Scombriformes, Scombridae.
CUGACCAAGAAACAUCCAGAGAGGAGAAAGUUAGAAGAACAAAACAUAUAAAAGAAGUACUCUGACCAGACAAGGACCCGCGGACACAUCAGUGUGGUUUUCUAACGGCGGAGGGGACGACAGGGGACGACGGAGACCCGCUGGAGAGACUGACGGAGACCCGGAGAGUGAAGGCGGACGCUGCUCUGCCGGACAGCUCUGAAGCCGGCGAGGCCCAGACGACAGUGGUGCUUCAGCAUUAUUGUUGUUUACCUCAUCUUGCAGACGCCUCUUAACGCCUUCCUCAUUUAUAAAGUUUUCACAAUGGACUCGGCGUCCAGCCCCAGGUCAGAUAAGCAGGUGUCCAAUCACAUUCCUGAGGAGCCGAGUGAAGGCGCCCUGCAGAGCCUCGUCCUCAACAACACCAAAGAAACCAAGAUGCUGAGGGGAAACCUGUGGAGCCUGCAGACCCAGGUGAACAGUCUGUGUGGAGCGGACGGACAGCUGGACAGGAUGAAGGCUGAACUGAACCUGCUCAACACAAGCACCAAAAGUCUGGGAGACAAACUGUCGGACAUCAGCCUCAAACCAGGACUUCCAGGACCUGCAGGACCUCCAGGGCUGCGUGGAGAUAAUGGGAAUCCUGGAGAGAGAGGCCUUAAAGGUGACAUGGGUGUCGUUGGACCUCAAGGACCAAAAGGUGACAUGGGACUCAACGGACAACCUGGACCGUCGGGAAAUCAAGGCCCAACCGGACCUACUGGAACACCAGGACUCAGAGGGCCUCCUGGGCUUAAAGGAGAUCCGGGGAAUCAAGGACCAGGAGCAAAAGGAGAGAAAGGAUCUGCUGGAAUACCAGGCUUGUCCGGAGCUAAAGGUGAACGAGGAGUCGCCGGUUUACCAGGUGUUGGGCGUUCGGGGCUGAAAGGAGACAAAGGCAGCAGUGGAGCUGCAGGUGCACCAGGACUUCCAGGUGCGAAAGGAUCAACUGGCUCUAGAGGCCCCCCCGGACCACAAGGAACCAAAGGACAAAAAGGAAGCAUUGAUCCGAUAAUUCGUCUGGUUCCGGGUCCGAGCCGAGGCCGAGUGGAGGUGAUGAGUCAGGGAACGUGGGGAACCGUGUGUGACGACGCCUUCGACUCUGUGGAUGGGAAGGUGGUCUGCAAGAUGCUCGGCUACCAGAGAGCCUCCAACGUCUACCCUGCCGGGGGAGGGACCGGCACUAUCUGGCUGGACGAGCUGCGCUGCACUGGAACAGAGACGAGCAUCUUCUCAUGUCCGCACGCCGGCCUCGGUGUGAACAACUGCAACCACAACGAGGACAUAGGAGUGCAGUGUGUCUAG